Molecule: messenger RNA, 1334 nt
Organism: Paramecium pentaurelia
Lineage: Eukaryota; Ciliophora; Oligohymenophorea; Peniculida; Parameciidae
Source: the annotation of a GenBank genome assembly
AUGUAAACAGAGUCUAGUAAUUUAUUAAAUCCCUUGGAACUCUUAAAAAGUAGUGGCAUUCCUAAACAUUUACUUUAUUAAUCAAAGAUAGAAGUUGACCAUUUAAUUUGUCCUAUUUGUUUAAAUAUUCUAUGGAAACCAGUUGCUUGUGGAUAAGAUAAAUGCUUUUAAUCAUAUUGCGAAGUUUGUAUCAACAAAUGGAUUCAAGAUUAAGCUGGAGAUGUUGUAUUAUAAGAAUCACUUUAUUCCUAAUCUUUAAUUGUUGCUCCAGAUUCUGGAUCUGGAUCACAAUAUAGUUCUUAAUCUAGUUCUUUUUCUGAAAUGCCUUAAUAGAUUCAUGUAGAAACUACUUUACCAAAUUGUCCAAAAUGCAAAAGACCAUUUAAAAAAACAUCUAUACCUAUAAUACACAAUUUAUUAGAUUCAAUAUAGUUGAGUUGUAUAUAUGAAGAAUGCACAACAAAGCCAGGAUAUGAAUAGUUUUAGAAGCAUAUAUUAUAAUGUCCUUUUAGAAGAAUAAAUUGUUCUGGUUGUGGACUAUAAUAAUUGUAAAAUGAAUUAGAAUAACAUGAAAAUUAAUGUGAAUAAGUUACUAUAGAAUGUUCUAAAUGUUUCAAUAAAAUGUCAAGAAAAUUAUUUUAAAUUCAUUCUAUUGAUGUAAUUUAAUAUCCUUAUUCUAGGAUUGUGUAUAAUAGUAAUUUAAUAAUAAAGAUAAUCAAAUAGCACAAUUAUAUAAAAAAAUAGAAGAGUUAAAUCAAAAGAAUUAAUAGUUAGAAUAAAAAAUAUGUAAAAUGUUAAAAGGAGAUUCUUUUGAUACUAUUCAUCAAUUUUCAUUUAAAACAAUGUUUACAUAAAACUAUUAAUUUACAGGUAAUUAAGCUAUAGAGGCUAAAUUAAUUCGUCCAUCAUUUAAUCUUUAAAAAUAAAAAAAUGAUUUUCUUCAUUUUUAUAUUAAUCAUAAAAUAAAAACAUAAGCAGUUUAAGGUAUUAUUUGGAGAAUGAGAAUUUAAACUUUGAAAGGUAACCUUUUAAUUGGUAUUUGUUCUACAUUAUGUCAUUAUUCAAUUGAUUUUAUUAUAAAUAAAUUAGGUGAAAUAAAAAGAAAAGAAUGGAAUGAGAAUAAAUAUAAAUUAUUAAGAAAAGGUAAUUUUACUUUCAGUGAAGGGGAUACUUUAACAUUUUAAUUUAUGCCUUUAUAAUAAUGUUUAAGAAUUACAAAUGAAAAUAGACAUAUAGUAUGUCGAUUUGAACCAACUGAAAUAAUUGAAAUGGGAGAUUCCUUUUUUAGUUUUUUCAGUUUAGAAAAUUAAGGUGACUCAUUAAUUUUUAUUUGA